AUGUUUGACAUCAGUUCUAAUAAACGUCUUAAUCAAACUGUAUUAUCCUCGUAUUUCUCCAAAAAACAAAAACAAGGUGAUCCUUGUAUUGAUAACGUUUCGACAGAGAAAAAGAAUGAUGUUCCAUUAACAACAAGUGACAUCAUUAAGGACAGUGGAAAUGAUGGUCUAAUACGACUUAUUCAUAAUAUUAAUCCAGAAAAGAUACCUCAUAUCGAAAAUGAUGUUGGUUUACAUAUUGGAAAAAGAAUUGAUGACGAAACACGUUAUCGUCUAUUAUCAAAACAUUUUACACCAUCAUCAAACUUUGUUUGGCCCUAUCCUGAGAGACAAUCAAAAAACAGAACGGAAAAGCGAUAUUUACGUGCUGAACAUUUGACAAAGUACAAGUGGAUGAAAUACUCUCCCUCAAAACGUGGUCUUUUUUGUGUACCUUGUGCACUAUUAGCCGCUUCCUCUUCUGGAUCUUUAGGAAUGUUUGUAACGACACCAUGUGAUAGUUAUACGAGGCAAGUUUCUCUCCAUUUCUUAGCUGUUUCAUUUGUUUAUGCACUUGUUUACUAUAGAUUAUUUGAUGUGACCGGCUAUGUUGGCGUUCACGAAAGCAAUCGUUAUCAUCAAAAAAGUCUUGCUGAUGCGGAAAAUUUUCUGCAAACGUAUGAAAACCCCUUAAUUAGUAUUCAGAUAUAA
This is a messenger RNA of Didymodactylos carnosus, 690 nucleotides long. NCBI's taxonomy places the organism in Eukaryota, Metazoa, Rotifera, Eurotatoria, Philodinida, Philodinidae. The record is from the annotation of a GenBank genome assembly.